GGCGUUUCACGUUAGCACGGCCUUUGGUGUCAUUCGGAAGGUUCUGUUGGCCACGGGCACCAACAUUGUCGGGCGAGUCCACCCGCGGCCAUCAGCUCUUCCCGGCCCGCUUUUCAUUGUUUACUCAACGUGGAUACACAGCGCAGCUCAAUCGUUCAAGAAUUUUUUUGUGGAAGAUUCCUGGUGCCUUGGUUUUCCUUUUCUUGUGAGUAAGUAACCAUGUGUACUCGUGUGGAGGUUGGCGAAACUUUGUGGUUCAUUGAAUGUUGUGUUGUGGUUUGCAAAGUGAGCAAACAACAAGUAGUCAUUUUCCGUGUCCUAAACUUCGUGCUGUGUGUGUGUGCUCCAGCUGAAAAUGGCACCCACGGUUCCGUCAGGUCGGGGUCGGGGUAUCAAAACGAAACCUAGAGGGCCCCGAGUCACAAAAUUCGCCCUCAUCCUGUGGAAGGAUUGUGCGGAGCCAUGCGCGGACGUCGUGCACAUCAAAAAGAUAUCCGCGGGUGAUGGUGUCAACGGGAACCAGCCGCGGCCCAACCUGCAACCCGGCAUGGUUGUCACCGUAUCGUGGUUCAAAGAUGCAGAGAAGCAAGGACAAAUCAUCCAGUUGGGAGCUGAGCGACCCCUAAAAAAGGUCUGCAUCGAUGAGAAUGGGAAUGUAAACGCCGCCGGAGUACGACUCCUCGGGCGAAGGGAGUGUGAGAUGCGCCAGACCAUUCGCCAUCGACGGGGUGCCGUUCAGAGCGCAGCCGACGCACAGCUUCUUCAGACUGUCAAUGAUGAAUUAGCUGUACGUGACCAUGAGAUUGUGCCCUUCAAGCCAGGUGAACUGGAACGCUUCCUUAGAGCAUUACCUGACAACCCAAGUCUAGAAGAGGUCGAUCACGUUGUGAAAAGGCUGCCUUGUCUGGCACCACAAUCUGAUCUUGACGUGCAACUAGUGAAGGGUUUUCCCGUGUACAUAAAUACUUAUAUGCUUGCUACGUUGCACAGACUUUACGAAACUAAGCCUGGUGCAUAUCUGUCGAAGCUUCUCACGGAGCUAGUACCUCCUAAAGUGCAAAGGUUGCCAAACUUGACAGCAGUGGGGAAGGGGUCAACCAAAGUUGGACUUCCCGAAAUUGUGCUGAAAACUCUCAUAGUGUACGUGGACAACCGUUCACGGGGCGAGUACAAGCCACACAAUGGCUUCCCAAACGCUAUUAAUGCUAUUUUAUCAUAUGAGCGGGACUGCCGAUCAACAGAGAAUGAUAGGCACCGGUUCGUCAUGGACCCUCCUGGACCUCUGUCACGCAUUGUUGCUGCAAGAGAGUCCACACUGACAGUGGUCAGGCUGGACGGGCCUACCUCAACUACCAGAUCUGUCCCUGGUACCGCUGGUACCGCUGGUACCGCUUGUACCGCUGGUACCGCUGGUACCGCUGGUGCAACUACCGUUCCUACUGCUACUAUGGUUCACGAUGCAACACCCACAGUCAUGGGAAUUGCAGCUGGUAACUUGGACCAGACACAAACAUGGUCACAUUCCAGCCAUGGAGAACAGAACCUGGAGCCUCCACCCCCAGGAACAGAUGAAGAGCAAAGGCAGUGGCCCCCUAGGGAAGGAUCUAGCUUUAAUUUUGUUACCCACAUGAACAUUAUGAAUGAAACAGGAUAGAAACUGCUCACAUUAUUAU
Messenger RNA from Frankliniella occidentalis (western flower thrips), 1673 nucleotides. RefSeq lists its product as uncharacterized. Lineage: Eukaryota; Metazoa; Arthropoda; Insecta; Thysanoptera; Thripidae. The transcript has 6 exons. Bases 356 to 1654 code for a protein of 432 amino acids. The record is from RefSeq and is a predicted model, not a curated record.